UGCUGGGUCAGUGAAAGAGAGCCUCUCCUUAUAAAUGUGUCAAUUCAUGUGUACUAUUCUCAAGAAACAGCAGAAGUAGAAGAGUAUUUGACGAGAGCAGCUAAAGAAAAUGAAAUGUUUUGGAGGUGGCGUUGAAAUGGAUACUGCUGCGACCCCUUGAAGGACUGCUGUCACACAGUUGUUGUCCACCACUGAAAAAGAAGACGACACUGACCUGUCCUGUGGAUUUAUAUCUCAGAACAAUCAUAAGUGUAACAUUUACACUUUGCCUCGGGUCGUUUUGAGUGUCCACACACUUUACUGCACUCCUGUAGCUCAGCAUCCUCCCUCCAGUCCAAGAUGACAGAGAGGAUCCCAUGGUGGAAGGCAUUCCUGCCCAAGAAGAAGAGUGGAGGCCCCAAGGACACACCCCACUCCCUUGACCAGGACUUUGACCCCUUUGCACAGCAGCCCGAGAAGCAGAAAGACCCAGCAGCCUCCAAGCCUGCAGGAGACAACCUCCAAGGGUCCAACAAGGGCUCCAGCCUCCUCAGCGAUGACACCUACGAUGACUCCCACCUGGAGUCGGUCUUCAACGAGCAGACAUGUCGCAGGAAUAUGAAUGUGUCACGCUCGGGUCGAUUUAAGGAGAAGCGGAGGGUGCGCUCCAGCCUUCCUAUACAGGACAAUGAGACAUAGAAAGUGUCAUCAAGGAGAGAGGUGAUGGUGAGGAAGGAAUCAAAGACUGCUGUAUAAAAGAUACCUGAAGGAAAGGAGAGGGCUUUGAGUUUCAUGAAGAUGCUUUCUUCUCUUGAAGCAGCCAACCAAGAGGUCUGCUGUAUGUUGGUUACCGGGCGAGGAGCAUUCAACUUUUAGCCCCAAACUGCAGAAAUGAAGUUAUUUGGUAUAUGACAUAUUGGAAAUGUGGACAUUUUCGUCGACUGACUUAUGCCAGCAGGCCACAGAAACUAUGAAAGGUGACUUGAAGAGGAUCAUAUUUGUGUUUCAUGAUGGUUAUGGAACCAUAAUAAUAAUAACCGCCAAUAAUAUUGAAUAAUCAAAGCCCAAAAAAGGAAAUAUUAUGAAAUUGAUGUAGGCACUUGUGACCUUAAUAUGUAGUUUAUGUCCCACAGUGUCACAUUUCCAGUCAUGGACAAUGUAAUCAUUGAAAGAAUCUUUAAAAAACCUACAAACUUCUAAGAAAACACAUUCCUCAAAUCCAAUUGUCUGUCAAUACUGAAGUGUAAGUGUGAUAUGCUCAAGAAAAAAAAUACUGUUUAUAAGAUGUUAACAUUAUUUCUAUGAUGCAAAUAAUAUAUGUUUGAUAAUGAAGGAUAAGUAUAAUGUUCCUUUUACAAAAAAUGUUGAUUCAAAAGGGUUAGAAGGAUAUUUAUGAGGGUGUAAAAUGAUUUUAUAAUUAUGUUUGACACACAAUAUCACUGUGGAAGAAAUUAAACAUAAAAAAUGUUGAAUGAAGGAUGAAAUCCAGCAUGUUGUUUGACAUCAUGGGUCCAAAACAAACUACAGACUAUGAAGUAAGAAGCUAGCGUUGUGAUAUCCAUGUGAAUGAGAUAUAUGGCCGUGUAGCUGAAGAAGUAUGGUCCAGGUGUAGUUUGCUUUGCAGGAUUACUGUAUCUUGGACCAACUGUGAAAACUUAAAUGAAGGCAAAAAUAUGAGAAAUAAAUCUGAUAACUGCG
This is a messenger RNA of Trematomus bernacchii (emerald rockcod), 1677 nucleotides long. Its product is annotated as proline-rich protein 15-like protein. NCBI's taxonomy places the organism in Eukaryota, Metazoa, Chordata, Actinopteri, Perciformes, Nototheniidae. The transcript is spliced from 2 exons. The coding region runs from base 340 to 678 and encodes 112 amino acids. The record is from RefSeq and is a predicted model, not a curated record.